CGUUAUGAGAGUGAAUCUUGUCAAAUGAAGCAAAUGUUUAGCCAACCUAUUCCUGGUGGCCCAGCAAUGGACCCAUUCUAUUCCUCUCCUUUUUCAUCUUAUUUUAGGAGACAAACCCCUUAUUUUGGACAGCCUGAUUAUCGAAUAUAUGAGAUGAACAAGCGUUUACAGCAAAGGACGGACGAAAGUGAUAGUCUUUGGUGGGAUGCAUUUGCUACAGAAUUUUUUGAAGAUGACGCCACUUUAACCUUGACCUUUUGUUUAGAAGAUGGACCAAAAAGAUAUACAAUUGGACGAACACUAAUUCCUCGUUAUUUCCGAAGCAUAUUUGAAGGAGGAGUGUCGGAUUUAUCUUUUAAUUUGAAACAUCCUAAAGAAUCAUUUCAUAACACAACCAUAACUUUAGAUUGUGAUCAAUGUACAAUGAUAACAUAUCAUGGAAAACCCAUGUACAAUAAAGGACUUGGUGGCCAGUAUCCCAAUGAUCCUAUGAAAGACCAAAUUGUAAAGGAUAAUGCUGUUGUGGUUUGUACAGAAGGCAGGUUGAUUUUAGAAUUUACUUUUGAUGAUCUUAUGCGGAUAAAGUCUUGGCAUUUUGCAACACGUCAACAUCGUGAAUUAGUUUCACGUAGCUUGAUUGCAAUGCAGAUGUCCCUUCAUAUGGAGGCUCAGCAGCAAGAUCCUGUACUACUUGAGCAACUGUCUAAAAAUAUUACUAGGCAAGGCUUAACCAAUUCAACUUUAAAUUAUUUACGUUUGUGCGUCAUCUUAGAACCAAUGCAAGAGCUUAUGUCAAGACAUAAAGCAUAUGCUUUAAGUCCUAGAGAUUGCCUCAAGACUACACUUUUCCAAAAGUGGCAGCGAAUGGUGGCACCGCCAGAAACCCAGCGUCCUCCUAGCAAAAGACGCAAGAGAAAAUCAUCAGCUGCCAAUAGUGGAGGCACAACUGCUGCUGGAAAAAAGAAAAAUAUUUCACCCGGCCCUCCUAAUUUCACACUGGCCUCUCAGGAUGUUAUGGUUGUCGGGGAGCCAUCUCUAAUGGGAGGAGAAUUUGGAGACGAAGAUGAGAGACUUAUUACAAGACUUGAAAAUACACAAUAUGAUGCUUCAGCUGCAGCAGCUGCUGCUGCUGCAAAUGGUUUAGAAGAUGCAGAAGAUUUCUCUACUAAUCCCAUUACUACAGCCCCUACUACUACUGGUGGGCCUCCUCCAUCUACUUGGUCAGGACCACCAUCAUCCGGUGCCCCUUCUUCUGAACGCACCCCUGUUUCUGUCCCUUCCACAAGUUCCCAAACAGUGAAUCAAGAAGAUAAAAAACCUUCGCCUAAUUUGAAUCAAUGAUUUUCCUUUAAAUUUUUCUUUCUGGUUGGCAAAUUAAUAAAAAAAUAUAUAUAUACAUAUAAAUAUAUCUUAUAUGUGUGC
This is a messenger RNA of Uloborus diversus, 1422 nucleotides long. Its product is annotated as LIM domain-binding protein 2-like. The transcript has 10 exons. Gene Ontology annotation, molecular function: LIM domain binding. Lineage: Eukaryota; Metazoa; Arthropoda; Arachnida; Araneae; Uloboridae. Gene Ontology annotation, biological process: positive regulation of transcription by RNA polymerase II; nervous system development; negative regulation of transcription by RNA polymerase II. Gene Ontology annotation, cellular component: nucleus; transcription regulator complex. The coding region runs from base 25 to 1341 and encodes 438 amino acids. The record is from RefSeq and is a predicted model, not a curated record.